This is a messenger RNA of Carcharodon carcharias (great white shark), 11489 nucleotides long. It is a transcript of the gene xirp2b, whose product is annotated as xin actin binding repeat containing 2b. The record is from RefSeq and is a predicted model, not a curated record. Bases 750 to 11489 code for a protein of 3579 amino acids. NCBI's taxonomy places the organism in Eukaryota, Metazoa, Chordata, Chondrichthyes, Lamniformes, Lamnidae. The transcript has 9 exons. Gene Ontology annotation, molecular function: actin filament binding. Gene Ontology annotation, biological process: actin filament organization; actin cytoskeleton organization. Gene Ontology annotation, cellular component: stress fiber; focal adhesion.
UUCUUCCGAGCAUUUACUUAACGGAAAAUGGGUUUCCAAGUAAAAAUGUUACGUGGCAUUAUUCCAUACAAGGAAGUGAUGGGAAUUCACUCUCUUCCUGAUCUGGUUUCCUGUUAGCUGGGAAUUUUCUCCCCAAGUUCAGCAGUGUUUGCUGAAGGUCAGCUAUAUUCUUGCUGCUUGAAGCAAAACAAGGAAAAUGUUUUUUAGAUUGACUCAGUUUUAAUAUGACAAGGGCUGCCGGACUUAAACAAAUUCAUGUUUUAGCACAGCUGUGGUUCAGCCACAAAUGAGAUUGAUUUCAUAAACACAUACUUUCCUUAUGAUGUUUCAAUUGUCUGCCAUAUGUUUAAAUUUUGAAAUUUUCUGACUUGUAGGAAACUGAAUUGGCAGAAUGCCAAAUAAAGAAGGGUUCACUGAACCUUUUGAAGAAGCGGGAGUCUUGUGAUUCAAUUGCAUCGUCCUCAAGGAAUGUUCUCAAAAGCAAGUGGUAUGAGUCUUUACCUCAGACUGUUUCCAGUAAUUUGAAGUUCCUGCUGAACAAUACCAAGCUUUCAGACAGCACUCAAGAGCUUUUAUAUUAGCCCUUCAACAACAAUUUAAAGUCACCAGUCAGCUAAUGCUUCCAUUCCAAGAAUAUCAGCAACUGUAAUACAAGUACCAGAGCUGGAAUUUCGGUGGUAACAUUACCGAAGACAUCCUGUGUUCUGAGGCACUGCAACUUACCUGCUGAGAAUAAUAUUUCUACAAGAAUGGAAAGUGAGUCAGAAAGCAGAAUGGUGAGGGAAACACAGAGAAAGAACAUUUCAGCUUCACCUAUAUCCACACAAGAAACAGAAUCAACCCAAGAUGAAAUUGUUCGGGAAGAUCUACAAGCUGCUCGAAGGAUUGAGAGAUUUGCUAUUCCUCUAGAUGACCUGAAAAUGCUGUUUGAGAAGUCAGACACACCAAAGAAAAGCAAAAAGGAACUGAGAGGUGGAGGAUCACCCUCUUCACCAUCAAAGCAGCGGUCUGGAAAUCCUUCAAGCAGCUCUUUAAUCAAUCUGGAUUGUAAGGUUAGAGGGGAACUGGAGGAAACAAUGUCCCUGGAUGGAAAGGAAACAAACAGCAGUGAGGGUUUUGGUGUAAGCGAUGCAGGUAUGCUGCUGGUUGCUGACCUAGAAGAAAGUUGCCUGCAAAGAUCUACCAAUCUCUGUGCUGCUGUCAUAUCUGAUGAGCCUAGCCAGGCUGAGACUGUGCCCCUUGAUAGCCAGGAGACUGUCUCACUUAAAGACAGAUUGGCCAUGUAUCAAGCAGCUAUUUCUAAGAAGGAGAGCGGCAGCCCUUCAGUUGCGGCUCCAGAAGAAGAAGCUCGAGCCUUGCCUGGAGGCCUUGCAAGCGUGAAGAAACAGUUUGAAUCACAUAGCACUGUUGCUCAUUACCAGCAGCGAUCCGUACAGGAUGUGACAAGCACCAACAAAGUUAAAGUGAACAAUUAUACCGGAAAACCUGAUCAGGCAAAUGGUUCACCAUCAACAUCAGAACAGCUUUUAUCCUACAAAAUGGAAAUGGCCUCUGUUAUGGAACAGAAUACUCAUCUGUCAAGUAUGGUGGGCAACUUUGAAAAUCACUUCAGUGAUUUCAGUGUGGAUGGAGUGACUGAGGAUGAAAAUCCGAAAGUCUCCACUCAGAUGUUAAAACAGCAGUUUGAAAAACAGGCCCAGCCUACCCAAAUGGCAACCAACACCACCAAAAAGAUUAAGACAGAACAUAACUUCCAAGAGACGCAGUGGCCUCCUGUUGUUUCUACUUCCAACAUCUCCACCACAGCAGGCAAGAUUUCUGAAGCUACACAAUUAAGAGAAGUAGACAGUACAGCUGUUUCAGUUUCUCUCAGCUCCAGUAACCGUGGAAGCAUGGAAGAAUUCCCUCCUCCACCACCAGAUUUACUAAGUGAACCAUCAGAAAUAACUUACUUUUCGCAAUCUCCUGAACGCUCUCUCUCUUCAACAAAACAAAUCAUUCCUAAGGACCUGUAUUCAAAGCAAAGAAAUCUUUAUGAGCUAAAGCGUUUGUACAAACACAUCAAUCCAGGGGUGAGAAAGAACCUGGAAAAGGAAUUUAUACAAGAGAUCAGUGAGAUUGUGACAAAUGAAACUAAAGAUAAUGAUGUAAGGGGAGAUGUGCAACAGGCUAAGUAUGUCUUUGAACACACUGGCCAUAGCCCCCAGAAAUGUAUGAGCCCAGAAAGAGAGUAUUUAGAAUGGGAUGAGAUCCUUAAAGGAGAGGUACAGUCCAUGCGCUGGAUGUUUGAGACUCAACCAUUAGAUUCUAUCAAGGAUGAAUCCCCUGACCAAAGCGAUGCAAAAUGCAUUUCACAAGAAAUGAUAGCAGGAGGUGAUGUGAAAUACACAACAUGGAUGUUUGAGACACAAGCCAUUGAUACACUUGGUGUAAGUUCUCCUGACUCUACAGAAGCGACUGGCAAGAUCCCUGAAUUAGCAAGAGGAGAUGUCCGCACUGCCACCUGGUUGUUUGAAACACAGCCACUUGAUUUAAUGAAUAAGAUUCACCAAGAAGAUGAACAGGCAAUAGAAACUUCUACCACAAAAGACAUUACUGCUGGUGAUGUUAAAACUGCAAGAUAUUUAUUUGAAACUCAGUCCCUUGAUACACUUGGGCACUUGGAUUCAGUGGAUGAAACGAACUUCCUGCAUCUGAAAACUGAAGUUGAAGAAAUUAAAGGAAAUGUGAAGAAGACAACAAAGUUGUUUGAAACUCAACCCCUCUAUGUUAUUAGGGAUCAGUCUGGUCAAGUGCUAGAAAUCAAAACUGUUAAAAGAGAGGAGAUUGAAAGAGGAGAUGUAAGAACUGCACUCUGGCUGUUUGAGACAAAACCUUUAGACAUGAUUCAAAAGGAUGUUUCAAGUAUAAAGGUUGUAUGUGGUAUCUCUAGGGAGGAAGUUAAUAAAGGUGGUGUGAACAGGGCUAAAUGGUUAUUUGAAACACAUCCCCUGGACAGCAUCAAAGAACACUUAGAAACAGACACUUCAGUCCAGUACAAUGAAGAAAUACAAGGUGCUGAUGUUAGUAGACAAUGCUGGAUGUUUGAAACCCAACCAUUUGAUUCGCUAAAAGACAACGAUAAUGCAAGACCUAUAGAAACUGAAGAAAUUAUAGGAGGUGAUGUGCGUUCAACAAAACACUUAUUUGAGACUGUCCCCAUGGACACUUUAAAGGACAGCCCAGAUGUUGGAAAGCUUAAACAUGUGCUUGCUUCUGAAGAGGAAAAAGGGGACGUGAGACACCAAACAUGGCUUUUUGAGACCCAACCACUUGAGAUGAUUGGGGAAGAGAAAGAAAAAUAUACAAAAACAAUUCAGCUGGAAGAAAUCAAAAGAGGUGAUGUCAGCAAUCACAGACAGAUGUUUGAAACUAUGAACUUAAGUCACACUAAUGAAUAUAAAAAGAUUCAGGUGGAUGGUGUUACUAGUGGUGCUGUAAUGUCAAACAGAACUUUAUUUGAAACAACUCCUCUAUAUGCUGUUCAAGAUAGUGCUGGACACUAUCAUGAGGUUAAAACUGUGAGGAGAGAAGAAAUUGUGAGGGGUGAUGUUCGAACAUGUAGGUGGAUGUUUGAAACAACCCCUAUUGAUCAAUUUGAUGAAAGUAUUCAAAAGGUUCAAAUCAUCAAAGGUAUAUCCAAAGAAGAAAUACAAUCUGGUGAUGUGAAAACAGCCAAGUGGCUCUUUGAAACACAACCACUUGAUGCCAUCAAAUAUUUUAGCAAUGUAGAAGAUGAAGAAAUUGUAACGAAGCAGCAUGAUGAUGUUAAAGGAGAUGUACAAACUUGCAGGUGGUUGUUCGAGACGCAGCCAAUGGAUGCUCUCUAUGAAAAAAUAGACAUUAAAAAUGAAGUAGAUGAGAUUCAGAAAGGAGAUGUAAAAACGUGUACUUGGCUAUUCGAAACUCAGCCUUUAGAUGCAAUAAAAGAUAAUUCAGAAACAAUUCUAACGAUGCAUACAGUACAGCGGGAAGACAUCCAGGGAAGUGAUGUGCGAAUGGCCUGCUUCUUGUUUGAGACUGAACCUCUGGAAAAUAUACAAGGAGAGAAGGAAGAAUUUAGGCAGGUAACUAAAAUAGAUAUACAAUCAGGGGAUGUAUCUCGUAAGAAAUGGAUCUUUGAAAAUAAGUCCCUUGAUCUGAUAAACUCCAGUUCAGAAGAGAUGUUGAAAAAAAUUAAAUCUAUAACAGCAGAAGAUAUUCAGAAAGGUAAUGUUAUUAAUUGCACUUGGCUUUUUGAAAAUCAACCAAUAGAUGCUAUAAAAGAAAAUGCUGAAGAGCGAGCAAUUCUCCGCACAAUCACAGAUGUUCAGGGUGGGGAUGUUGAUAAAGGACGUUUCAUUUUUGAGACCUAUUCGCUGGAUCAAAUUAAGGAAGACUCUUCAGCGACUACAGAUAUCAAUAAAUUUAGUAUAGAACAAAUAGAAAAAGGAGAUGUUAAAAAUUACACAAUGUUGUUUGAAACUCAGCCACUAUAUGCUAUCAAAGAUAAGGAAGGAUGUUAUCAUGAAGUUACGACUGUUCGGAAGGAGGAGGUGAUUAGUGGAGAUGUGCGGGGCACCAGGUGGCUGUUUGAAACUAAGCCACUAGAUUUAAUUAAAGAAACUGAUGAAGUAUAUGUCAUCAAAGCUGUGACACAGGAGGAUAUUCAAAAAGGCGACGUUACUUCUGCACGUUGGAGAUUUGAAACACAGCCGUUGGACAAAAUUACAGAUCAUGAGAAAGUAAUCCUCAAAACAGUUUCUGAUGUACAAGGUGGUAAUGUGAGAUCAAGCACUCAACUAUUUGAGUCAGAUCAUGAUCAAAAAUAUGUUAGGACAGUCAGUGUCAGUGAAAUACAGCAUGGUAACGUAAGGACUGCCACCUGGCUUUUUGAAUCACAUACUAUUGAUGAGAUAAAAGGGGAAGAUGCAGAAUAUAAGAAAAUUGAGACAGUUGGACGAGAAGAUGUACAAAAAGGAGAUGUGAAACAGGCCAUUUGGCUUUUUGAGAAGCAACCAUUGAGCAGCGUAAAGGAAAUUAAUGAUACAAAUAUAAAAGUACUUGAAGAAGAAAUUCCACAGGUGGAUGUUAAAACUACGACCUGGCUUUUUGAAACUACACCUUUACACCGAUUCAAUGAAAGUUCAGUAGAAAGACCAGAAAUAAUAGGAAAAAAUAUUGAGGAAACACUUAAGUCACUUUAUGACUGCAAACUUCUCCAAUCCCAAGGAAUCCUCAUUGAAGCAGAUGAAGUUGGAGAUGUGAGAAUGGCAAAAUAUCAACUUCUGAACCAAACAUCCCCAGAGAUACAAAAAGAACAGGUUGUCAGAGGAGAUCUCCAAAAGAUAAUGAUGGAACUACUUUCCAAAAGAGAGUCUACAGAAAAGGGAAUUAUUGUAGACCCUAAUGAAAAAGGUAAUGUUCAUUUGACAACAGCACAGCUUUUGAAGAGGACAACAGAUAUUAACAUCGAGAAAGAAGAGAUAAUUGGUUGUGAUAUUCAACAAGUUAUCAACAAUCUUUUAAGUCAUGACAGCUCUGCAAAAAAGGGGAUUCUGAUUCAAGAGAGUGAGAAAGGGGAUGUUAAGAUGACAGUUUAUUCUCUUCUCAACAGAUCAGAUGACAUGAAAAUUCAGCAUGAUGAAGUAACAAAAGGUGAUAUACAAGCUGCAAUUGAUAAGCUUAUAGCUACGUCUCAGAGCAGUGAACUUUCACAGAACCUGAAAGUAAAUGACAUUGAGAAAGGAAAUGUUCAGUUUUACACAACAUGUAUUGAAUCGGGAGCACUGGACUAUCUUAAAUUACUUCAGCAGGAGACUGAUGAAAGUGCUCUGGUUCAACAGAAGUCUGAGGAAAUAAUACAUGGAGAUGUUGAGGGUGCCAAACAAAAACUUAGGCAGCAGCAAACACAAAUUGAACGUACAGUCGCAGAAUCUGAAAUUUUAUCUGGUGAUGUCCAAAAUGCAGUGCUGACUUUUAUGGUAGAAAGGCAAAAUGUAUCUGCCAAUGCAGAAAAAGAAGAAAUUGUACGAGGCGAUUUAAGAGCAGCUUUGCAUUCACUCAAUCAAGCCAUAAACCAACCCACAGUGGUAGAAAAGGAAGAAGUUGUGCGUGGUGAUCUAUCUGCUACUCUAAAAUCUCUUGAAGAAGCAAAAUCUCAGAAAAAGCAUAUUGAAAAGUUUGAAGUUAUUCCAGGAGACAUUAAGGGCACUCUAGUUUCUUUAGGAAAGUCAAUAAAUACCAGUGUUGAAGUGGUCGAGGAAGGUGUGGUGCAUGGUGACCUCCAAUGUACUUCAAAAUGUUUGGAUGAAGCUCAAAGCAAAAAGGAGCAGGUUGAAAAGGAAAUCAUAAUGAGAACAGAACUUCAAUCCUCAAUGAGAAAUUUAUUGGAAACAGCUUCUGAAAAGAAAAUGGUACAUCGGAUGAGCAAUAAUGGAGAUGUAAAAGCUACUAUCCAAAAUCUACAGCACUCAUCAGAACAGCAGGUUCAACCGCAGGCUAGUGGAACAGGAACUGUUCACAAUACCAUUAAAUUCCAUCAGGAAGGCCAGAAACCGAAAACUAUUGCAAAGGAUAUUGAUCAUAUAGGAGAUGCACAUUGUUCUAUAAAAUCUCUUUUAGCAACUCAAGAACAAAGUAAGAUGGAUAUUACAAAAAAUAUUAACACAACAAUAUGGACAAAACAUGAAGGUAUUAAAAAAGUUAAUAUGAAAGCAGAUGAUUCAAUGAAAAGUGAUAUACAAGAGGAAAUUCAAUCUUUUUUGCCACCUGAUAAGCAACAUCAACAUAAAGUAUAUGAAGUUGUUAAAGAAGACAUAAAGAAAACCUCAGAUGUGCACAGUACUAUUAUGACAUCUAGAUGUAGUGGUGCACAAAGUGUACAAGCAACCAGAAUCAAGUCCAUAGAUGAUAAAUACAAUGCACACAAAGUAAGAGAAACCUUUGGUUCAGCUGAUAGACAAAUAGUUAAACAGCAGGUUCCAGUCUCAACAGAUGGUCAGAGCUCUUUCCAGUCAGCAAGAACUGCUGAGGUUAUUGAAAUACCAAAUACUGAGGUUUGUACAGAUGUUGAAUCAGUAGCUGCACAAGUCAUGAACUCUCAACCCAUUCAGGGCACCAGUUCUGUUCAGCAAAUUGCACAGGGAUCCAAUCAAACAGUUCAUACUUUUACAUCUCAGUCAAUUAUGGAAAAUGAUAUAAAAAGUAAACAGGAAAUUAAAAGUAACAACGAGUUGCAUAAAACUGUCGACAACCUUAGUAAGAGAGUAAAUAAGGGAUUUUCACCUAAAAUCAAAUCUGGAACUACUUCUUUUGAAAAAUUACAAAUGUCUACAAACAAAAUAGACAUUAAAACUCAAAAUACUAGAAAGAAAGGAUUAAGCCAUGUAAAAAUGGACAAAAAGAGGAUACCCCUUCCACCUCCACCUCCACCCACUCCACUACGCUCUGAUGGUGAACUCUUGCUUUCUCCUCCUCCUUCACAUGUAGAAGAAGAUGGUCAAAUGUUUCCUCUCCCACCACCACCACCACCAUUAGUCCAUAUAAGAUCAGAAAUAUAUGAAACUGAACUCCCUCCUUCUCCUCUUCCGACUCCACCCCCUCCCCCUCCCCCUAUUAGCCCUACUAUACCUCUUGUCCAGGAAAUGUUCACACCAGGAUAUCUUCCUCCAUCUCCUUUACAGCCUGAUUUAAACUUACUGCCACUACCACCAUUUCUUCCCCAAUCACCUUCCCAACAAAAGAAAGUUGUUGAUAAAGCAUCAAAAUUACAGCCUUCACCAAAAGUACUAAAUCUUGAAUACAACAAACAAAAAGAACAACCUAAGAAGAACUUGCAACUUAUUUCAAAACCAAGUGUAAUUAUAGCUGAGGAUUCCGUAUCAUCAAAGCAAGAUAUUCAACAGCAGAAACAUGAAUCCACACAAGAGAAACAGCAUGAACCUGCUCAGCAUUCAACAUGUCCAAAAGUUACACAUUCACCACCCCGUCAACCAGUAAUAAGGCCUGUUCAAAAGCCAGUGCAGAAACAGCAUGCACAGGCUCCUCCUGCUGUUAACAAAGCUUUUAUGUCACUAGAUCCUUCAACCAAAACAGAAACUGCAAAACCACAAUCUAAACCUUAUACCAGGAAAUUUAAAACUCCUUUAAUGAUAGCUGAAGAAAAAUACAGGAAAGAGAGAGAAGAAAUGGAAAGAAAUAAAGCAGCUAAAACGUCUUGGCCCAUAAAAAGGGGGAAGCUAGCUACAGCAGUAUCAAAAAGCCCAACAAAAGGGGGAUCUGAAAAUAGUUCCACAGUUAAGUCUUCAGUUUUGCUGAAUGUCACAACACCUGCUGAUCAUCAGACUUCUCCAGCGAGUCAGGUAAUGGAAAGAGAAAACACGCCUACUGUUGAAAAAUAUCAGAUUUAUCCAGAAUCAGCAGAGUCCACUGCUGCAGAGCAACACGUUCAUCCAAAACCAGCAGAGCCUAAUGCUGCAGAGCAACACGUUCAUCCAAAACCAGCACAGCCCACUGUUGCAGAGCAGCACGUUCAUCCAAAACCAACAGAGCCUACUGUUGCAGAGCAGCACGUUCAUCCAAAACCAGCAGAGCUCACUGCUGCAGAACAGCACAUUCAUCCAAAACCAGCAGAGCUCACUGCUGCAGAACAGCACAUUCAUCCUAAACCAGCAGAGCCCACUGUUUCAGAAGAUUUGAUAUCCACUUCUGUUUCUUCCUCCCAGUCAGCAGUGGUAGCUGCUUCAGAGCAACUGCACCAUAUCUUAAAAUAUUCCUCAGAUGUAAUGAGUAAUAAGGAAAAGAUAUUUAAUGCAUUUAAAGAUUCAGUGAAAGAUAUUGGUUUAGAAAUUAUUAAACAAGACAAACAGAUACACAAAAAGGCACAAGAACAACCUAGUCAUGUGAAGCCUCAAUCAACUUCUUCACCAAAAUUUAAGGUUAAAACUAUUCAGCUACCUAAAGGGGGUCAAAUAAUGCAAGAAAAGAAAGAAAGUGCACUGUCAUACAAAAAGGAGCAAAAACAAAUUUUGAAACCAGAAGAAAAUAAAAGUCAAGAGAAUUCUGCCACUAAACAGUUUCAAAUAAAACAAAGUAACUAUGUGGAUGUGGCUAAACAAGAACAGCAUAACAUUACUGUUCAGCAACAUAAUAAUUUGGGUGAAUAUUACCUAUCAGCAACUGUAGGUAAGGAUCAGAAUAUUGAAAAGACAACUAUUCCACAAACACUUGCAACAAAUGUGGCACAAGAUCAAGUGAAAAAUAAAAAAGCAGUACAACAACAUAACGGACAAUCAUAUACAGCUCAUUUAAAAGAAGCUCAAAAAGUACAACAAAAGAAAGAAAAGGGGGUCAUGUACAAAGAAACCAAGAAUGAAAAAAUACAGAAGCACCAUGUUAAGGCUCAGAAAGAAACAUUUCCAAAAUUUCAAGGUGAACAAGAUCAGCAGAAAGCUGACCUAAUGGUAAUUAAUCAAAAGCCUUUAAGCGAAAAGGCACAAGUGCAAAAACAUCUUGAUUGGAAAGAAAUGCUAAUUUCAGAAAAUCAGAUUGAACCUAAAACAAAACAGGGAUCUUUUCAGGCAACAGAAGAGCAAAUUUGUUGUGUAAGAAAUGCAGGUAGUAAGCAAGGGCUGGUCCCUGCUCACAUGGAGGGUACAAAACAGGAGAACAGGGAAAGUAGAAAUACUGCUGUGCAUGAAAAGGAAUUUGAUAAAGGCGUGGCAAGACAUUAUGUAGAAAUUAGUGACAGUUACCAAAAGCGUGAGGAACUGCAAAAUAUUUUAUUCAGACUGAUUCAGUUUGAAAAGGCGAAUGACAGCAUAGAUUUAAACGCACUAAAAGCCUUUUUGGAUAAGAUUCCUAAAUGGCUGACAGAUAGCCAUGGAUUUCCAAUGAAGGUUAUCAAAGGGAAUGAUUUACAAAAGAUGAAAAAAGAACUAAUACUGGUUAAACAGAAAGCAUUACUAAAGCUUGCAUAUUUUGAUGAAUCGAUACAAAAAGCAUUGAUUUCUUUGUCUGGUUUAACACCUGAAAAAGAAAUGUUUAGUGGUAUUACACCAUCACAGAAGAUAUCCAAGAUAAGCAUUGGCUCUUGCAAAUUAGAUAAACAAGGAAAAAGCAAUGUAGAAGAGCAAGCAUGUGAAAGCAGAAAACAGCAACUGAGUGAAAUUGUAGAGCAGAGAGCUCAGUCUCCAGCAAAAAGAAUGCCAUCACCAUCCCCUUCUUACAUUACUAUUGAGUCUACAGCAAGGCGAACAGAAUCACCUCUUAGAGCUGUUCCCUCUCCACCACUUUCUCAGAAAGCAUAUAGCACACCGUCCCCAGUCCAACGGGAAACCACAUCAACAUCUCCACUACCAAUGCACAGCUCAGACAUGCCAACAUCCAGAAUUCACACAUCUUCAACAUCAUCCUCUCCACCAAGAGGUAAACGUUCAGAUCAGCUUGCCAAACUUAAAGGUACUACAGCAAAACUGUCACAGGGAAUUGCACAAUCUACGCAGUCUACACAUGUUCAGGUAGCAGAAAAGAGGUCAGAAAUUAUUCCAUCACCAGCAACUCUUCGACGACAGUUAAAGAUCGACACGCCAGUUGCAGAUAUAUUACCUAAACAUGAAUCCCCCGUAAUGUCCGUUACAGUUAAGGAUAUAACAGAAAUGUUUGAAGAGGCUAGAAGGUCAGAAGAAAACAAAGUUUAUAUGCGUAAAGAUCCCAUAGACAUUCCAGAACGUUUGGGCUCUGACACAGAGGAGUCUGAAUCCACUGUCAGCAAGCAGAAUGUUCAGAUGCCGAAAGUAGAUCUUUCAGAACUUGUUCAUAAAUUUGAAGUACCAGAUCAAACAAUUUAUUUUCAAAAGGAGCCAGUCAUAAUCACUGAAAGGCCAAGAACUGAUGGUGAAGAUACCCCAUUUGGGAAAAACCCUUUGUUUGAGGAAAUCCCAAUAUUUGAUUUAAAAUCUGUCAAGCCUGUGUUUGAAAGCUCUGGAGAAGUUACUAUCCCUAUAAAACAUGAACAGCCCCAAGGAGGUGGAAAACCUCUGAAAAAAGCUAAAUAUUCUCAGAAAGUCAAGGAAGGAAUUAAGGCAUCAACACCGCCUACGCUAUAUCCUGAUGCAAUUAAUAAGCAGCUUGCACAUAUGGAUGACUUUGAAACUGAAGCAACUGACUCCAGAACUAGAAUUCAGCACUCUGAAAUGUUUUCAGGCAUUGAUUCCAGGCAUGCACCACCAACCUAUGAAGACGUAAUUUCAGGACAGAUAUUAGAUAUAUCAGCUGAUAGCACACCAGAAGAAUUGCUGAAGAAUUUUCAAAAAACGUGGCAGGAAAGUGAACGUGUCUUCAGGAGUCUUGGUUACGAAAUCUCAGAGACCAGUGAAACUAGGUGGCAAGAAGAUGUACUUCAGGAAGAUAUGGUUUUGACCGGUAAUCUGCAUGAACAGCAUGAAGAAUUAAACUUAAAGAGCAAUUAA